Schistosoma haematobium is the source of this 9298-nucleotide messenger RNA. Its product is annotated as Trimethylguanosine synthase. The record is from RefSeq and is a predicted model, not a curated record. Gene Ontology annotation, molecular function: RNA cap trimethylguanosine synthase activity. Bases 6529 to 7293 code for a protein of 254 amino acids. Gene Ontology annotation, cellular component: nucleus. The transcript is spliced from 6 exons. NCBI's taxonomy places the organism in Eukaryota, Metazoa, Platyhelminthes, Trematoda, Strigeidida, Schistosomatidae. Gene Ontology annotation, biological process: 7-methylguanosine cap hypermethylation; 7-methylguanosine RNA capping.
CUUUCAUCGUUCAAAGGUCAUCCAUAGAUUAUAGUCGCACUGGUUUUUAUCUGAGCUUCUAAAUCAACUUGAAGGUGCAGUAUUUGCAAGGAGAGUUUGAAUACUACUCAAACAUCUGUCGUUUGCAUUAAUAUGCGCCAUGUUCGAUUUUUGUCUCAAUGGCAAUUUUACCUUGAUCCUGAAGUUAACAUCCCUAUAAACUUUUUUUUUACAAGAGCCUUUUUGGGGUAUGUUGAGUUGUACUUCUAAAAUUCUAUAUAGAGACCGCUUCAAAGGUUUUCGAACGUGUAGUGAAUUAUCAAAAAAGGACCAAGAUUUCAACAACGCAGAUAGUUCUAAUCAUGUAUCUAAAUUCCCCGAGAAGAAAAAUGUGAAUCGACAAAGCGAACGUAACAUUAUUGAGACAGUUCCCACAAUCGUAUCCAAGCAUAUAGUUUUUUCUGAUUCCGAAGAAAACGAUAAGCAGCCAUUUGCGAUCGCCUCAGAAGAAGAAAAACACCUAAUCGACAAUACUGACGUAAAUUGCUCAUCGAUCAAGCCUCUGCAAUCAAGAAAGUAUUUUACAUCUGUCUCCUACACCUUAAAACAUUUGCUUCAUUCUGACUCGGUUAUAUCGGAGAGUGACUCAUCAUCUGAUUCAAACCAUGAACUCAAAACUCAAAAUUUCGUACUUCCAACUGCUAGUUCUCAAGCGACUAAAAGAACUAUUCCAAAUGUUCUCUCCUUCAGUAGUUCAAAAAGUAAUACCAGUGUUGUUAGUAGCGAUGUCGAUGAGUUAUGUAAAAUGUUGGACGAAAUGCAACAAUUGGGUCUUCCUACUAGCUUUGGUUGUGUAUGUUACGUAUAUUUAUUAUCAACUAAUCAAACUUACUUAGCCACAUAAACAAAAGUUAGUGAAUCCGGAGUCUGCAAAGUAAUUAAAUUAAAUCUCCAAAGUUUUGAGCUCUUUAUAAGUAAAAUAAUUACCUGUUUCUAUUUUAAAAUGCAGUGGUUUUACUUUAUAAUUUUUAAUAAGGUAAAAUAGUGUCUAACCCUUGAAAUGACAUGAUGUUUUAGUCUUGUGAUACUUGUACUUAUUAGCUAGUAAAAAGUAUAUUUGUGGAAGUCGGGUUGUUACUCGGUGAUCUGAUUAUUCAGUUGUCACUCGUUGACUGAUAGGUUUGAACUUCGCUUCCCUUAGUUUUCACAGCAGGGCUGUAUGUAUUUAGGUACUUAGAUAUGAGCCACGCUCUAAACGUGAGGACUAAUGAUACUACUCGGUUGCUCAAAUUAAAGUAGGGCGAGUGAGGCUCAGACCUUGGAAUUAGUAGGUGAAAAACCGAACACCGAAACCAAUUAGACGCCGCAGGGUAGUAUCUGCAAUCCUUAUUAAACAGUUGUGAUUCAGUACUUAAUAUACAAUAUUGGACUUGGUUGCUAAUCCGCCUUGUAUUUUUUGGUUCUUUAUGUGUGAUGGAUUCUAAACAUUACAAUUAUGUUUGUGUUAAAUAAUCCUCUAACAUCACUCAAGACCACUGUAUUCAUAAUCAACCUCCAUCUUCAAUUCCUAUUAUUCCUCCUACAUCGACUUUCACCUCUAAACUUCCUCUUUCGGCUUCCCCAUCAAGUGUCACCACAGCCAACGAUUCUAGUGCGCAAAACACUGUCCCAGGUCUACUGAAACCUCACUCCAAACUACACAUUGGAACCUUCAACGUACGCACCCUGCGUCAAAUCGUUCAACAGGCUUCCCUGACUAGAAUCUCGUACCAUUGAUGUAUGCUGUGUCUCUGAAACACGAGUACAAGAUCCCAGUGUGGUCAUUCACUUGACCUCACCUCGGCAAAACGGAGAGCCAACGAGAUACACCCUCCGUGUAUCUGGUGACCCGAGGGCCAGCUCUCGUAGACUGGCAGGAGUAGGGAUAGCACUAAGCAUGAGGGCGGAACAAGCACUGUUAGAGUAGAUCCCUGUUAACAGUCGUUUAUGUGCUGUUGGGCUAAACGGCUCCGUAAGAACUCGGAAGGAUAGGGACACACGUCGUUGCCUUUUUGUCGUUUCUGCCUACGCUCCCACCGACUGCAGCUCAGAUGAAGUGAAAGAUGAAUUUUACAUAAAGCUAUCUGAACUUCUUCAGAAAGCUAAACGUUCAGAUAUAGUACUCGUAGCAGGUGACUUUAAUGUCCAGAUAGGUAGGUUAAACCAAACAGAAAGGCAUUUAGGUGGGUAUUUUAGUAUUCCGGUACAACGAACAGAUAAUGGUGAUCGUCUGCUGCAACUGUGCUCAGACAAUCGUUUAUUUUUAGAAAACACAAAUUUUAAGCAUAAGGAGAGACAUCGUCUAACAUGGCAACCCUCUACACCAAACCAACGAUGGACUCGAAUAGACCAUAUUGCCAUCAGUCAUCGUUGGAGAGGGUCGGUAGAAGGUUGUCGCUCAUUCUGGAGUACCUGCUUGGACUCCGAUCAUGCCCUAAUACGGGCACGCAUCUGCUUGGGCCUCACUGGACUCAAAAAAGCCUCAUUAAAAAGACCCAUUAGAACUGAAUUGAGUAGCGAGAAAACCAAAAGUAGGUCCCAGGAACAACUGAGGUCACAAUUAGGUAGUUCUGAAAACGAGGUUGACCCAGAUGUUGCUUGGAAAGCUAUACAAACAGCUGUGGAAACAGCAGUGACAUCUAUCAGUGAUUUAAACCACAGGAUUACAAAGAACUAAUGGAUUUCCUCGAGGUCUAUUGCACUGAUGGAUUCUUGUAAACUCAUCCCAUCAGGCUCUGAACACGAUGAAGAGCGAAAACAAAUCAGAUCUAGGUUAAGCAAAAGUCUAAGGAACGACCGUGAGCAGUGGUGGGCAACGAAAGCAAAAGAGAUGGAAAAGGCGGCGACUAUAGGGAACACAAGACAGCUCUACAGACUAAUAAAAGAAACUGGAAUUAAUAAGUCAAGUGUAAGUCAGACUAAUUCGGAAAAUGACGACACCCCCAUCUGCUCCCAGUCCAGAUGUUUAGAACUAUGGGCGGAACAUUUCAGAGAACAGUUCAGCUGGCCUUCAGCUACUAUACAACUCCCCCCAUCCCCAGACAGUGUGAAUGGAACAUUAAAGUAGGUCCCCCAACUCUGGCAGAAGUCCGAAAGGCUAUAGUUAAUCUGAAACGAGGAAGGGCAGAUGGAUUAGCUCCAGAGGUCUUUAAGUAUAGUGGUUCAAUUUUAGCAAUUAGGUUGAUUAAUAUCUUAGCUAAAAUCUGGGAGUUGGACGUAAUCCCAUCUGACUGGUCACAAUCACUGAUUGUCCCAACAUAUAAGAAAGGGUCAAAGUCAUCCUGUGACAACCGUAGAAGGAUUAGUCUGAUUAAUAUAACAUGUAAAAUACUAGCCUCGAUAAUUAUCGGGCGCCUAACAAAGAUUCAUGGACUACAAACACGAGAAAACGAGGCUGGCUUCAGACCUGGUCGUGGCUGCAUCGACCAUGUAUUCGCUAUUCGUCAGGUUUUUAGAACACAGGCAUUAUUAUCGGCGUCCGACAACGGUGGCCCUUCUUGACUUAAAAGCAGCAUUUAACUCUGUAGGCCGAGAGAUUCUGUGGCAGUGUUUGUCACUGAAAGGCGUACCUCAGAAGUACAUAAACCUUGUGAAGGCUCUUUACUCGAACACUACCAGUCGAAUCAGAGCUUAUGGCAAACUCAUCUGCUUUUGCAACCUCAAAUGGUGUCCGUCAAGGCUGUCCACUUUCUCCAUUUUUGUUUAACUUCAUCAUAGACCUACUGAUGGAAAUAACAUUCUUGUCUACUGAAUUCUCGGGUAUUGAUCUCCUUCCAGGAGGCCCACUUAUCGACUUAGAAUACGCAGAUGACAUAUUCCUGUUUGGUGAAGAUGCUGAUAAAAUGCAGUCUUCUGGUAGCACUAAGCAAUCAUGCCAGAAUGUUUGGAAUGCUCUUCUCUCACUCUAAAUGCAAGUUGUUACUUCAGGACUGGUCUGCGUCAACACCUGAACUAAGGAUAGGAAGUGGAGUAGUCGAACGCGUUGACAACUUCACUUAUGUUGGGAGUCUGAUCAGCCCUAAUGGGCUGGUGUCUGACGAAAUCUCAGCACGGAUUCGAAAAGUUCGUUUGGAUUUUGCCAACUUUUGUCACCUAUGGCGAAGGCGAGAUAUCCGUGUGUUCUGUUCUGUUCUUAUUUACGGCUGAGAAACGUGAACAUUAAGAGUUGAAGAUACCCGUAAGCUACUAGUAUUUGACCACAGAUGUCUUAGAAAUAUUACUGGCAUCUUCUGGGAUCUCCGGGUCAAUAAUAGUGAGGUCAGACGCAUGGUAUUAGGGAAUGAUGGUAAAUCAGUUGAUGAGGUUGUGAAUCUUCAUCGACUGAGAUGGUUGGGCCACGUAUUACGUAUGCCUGAACACCGAUUACCACGACGCGCAAUGCUGGCUAGUAUUGGGGAUGGUUGGAAGAAAGUUAGUGGCGACCAAACCAAAACGUGGUAUCAGUGCUUGAAGUCACUAACUUCUAGUGUGAGCCAUGUUGGUAGAUACAGACUACUUGGUUGGGUUCCACGUGACAAUCGUAACCAAUGGUUGGAGACUCUUGGUGACAUGGCUCAGAAUCGAUCACAAUGGCGUCGGUGUAUACACUCUCUGUCUUCCCUUAAACUAAGAGAUUAAAAUCGCUUCAUAUCUUUUUUCUACGAACUAAUUCUUCCUUCUUGUACUAUAUCCUUAUUGCAAUCCUUCUUUUAUAUAUUACCACCUCUGAAUUAACUACUUUUAUGAAUCCGGUGUCCAUCUUGUUGUGUUAAUGAGGUAUGGCAACUUGGACCGAUGCAUAUAUGUGCUUGGUCUUACGUUGUAGCUGACUGACUGACUAGAUAAUCCUGAAAAUUGUUUACAUCCCAUCAUUAAUCAGUGAUAUCUGCUACUUAACAGUUCAAUCUUUAUUUGGGUUCUAGCUUCUGACUAAUUGUCUUAAAUUAGUCCCUAACCUAUGAACCACAGCUCUGAAAGAUGAACGGUUAACGCUAUUAGUUGUUAGGUUAGCUUGUUCUAUUUGAUAUCCCUUUUACUAGUAAAUUCUAAACUUGAAUAAGAUUUAUGGCAAUCAACUAUGACUCGUUUUCGUGAAUGAAUCGAUCCACUAGGAUUUCGAGCAUUUAACGCUUCGUUUUUAUUUGUUUUACGUUGUUGGAGAUUUUGUGAUGCAGUCAUAUUAGUAUAUUCAUUUAUCCUAAUCCAAUUCCAAAUCCAGCUAGGCGUAAGAUUUAGCUUUUAUGUCUGUUUCGGUUGGCAUCAGAAAUACGAACAUCGUAUCAUACAAGUAAAACGUUUUACAAACGAUAAGGUUAGUUUUUGUGGUUUUAAGAUUUGUUGUAGUACUGUAGGAGAUAUGAGUACUGUGCAUAUCCCGUGACAAGCAAGGGCGGCGACUAUUCAAGUCGAUGUUUCUGUCUUCAAGGUACUUAUAAUCAUACACUAAUUUUUUCGAGUAAUGUAAGUGAAAUGAAUCUAGAAUUAGUUCCAUAUUAGCAGUGUUUGUAGCUUUUAGCACAAAAAACUUAUCAAAAGAGAAAGAUAGCCAUUUCAUAGUCACAAAACACUAUUUAUUGAAAAUUAAGUACCAAAAGUUAUAUUUCUAAACCAUACUCACUGCAAAAACCAAUCUAUGUAAGGUCACCGGUUUUUGCACCGUUCUUCUGUGUAACUUGCUGAAAAAAUAUCGACUGAUUCCCGAAAUUUCACUUCGAUAUAUUUUCAAUCAAAAUGACUAUUUUAAUAUGGCUUUUACUUCGGUUCAGGAAAUGCAUGAGAAUUAAUAUCCUUGACACAAAAAGUAUGUCUCACACCCCAAUAUACGCACUUGUACUUCCUUACCAACUUGCAUUAUAUAGUUUAUAAGCGGCAUAUGUUUGUAAGCUCAUUAUUUUUCUUAAUACAUAAAAUUGCUUAUCACCAAGGUCUGAAGAUAUUUUAUUCGAUUACUAUGACGAUGAGGAAGUGGACCAAUGGUUGCUAGUAUUUGCGAGCCGAUGUAAAGAUAAUACUGCACAAAGAAAACAGAGGAGUAUUGUGCGUCAUUGUCUGUCAGAUCUUGAUCUUGAAUCUGUUCGGUUUUCUGGAUCAUUAUUUAUGAGUUCAUCUAGAGAAUUAAAAAGUUUGAUCGAUCCAUACAUUUGUGCAGGUUCAGUUUUUUCAAGAAUGUGUUAUGUACUGGAGAUGGUUUGUGUGUUUACCAAUGAACAUAAUGGCAAUAAUAGUUAUCGCGUACUCAACUCAUGGGAACUGAAUCUGCCUCGUUGCUGGAAUUCGCCAACAUUCAACUUAGAGGCCCUUUUAUACAACUGUCGCUUCUUUUGGCGUUAUAAUCCACCUGUACCUAAAUUAGCAUGUGAGUCCAAACAGCUGAUGUGCAUUACCUUUGACCCUUCAAUGGAUAAAUAUUGGGCUCAAAGAUUUCGUCUAUUCUCUCGUUUUGAUUCUGGGAUUCAGGUCGAUUGUGGUAAGUUCAUUUUGAUCAAUUAGUUUUACUAUACUCAACCAAAAUAAGUAAACGAUGACCCGAGAAUGCAUAAUAUUGAUUCAUACGGCAAUCAUUUACUUAUUAUUUAUUUACUAACCUAUGUAGAUUCAUUAUUCAGUGCUACUCCUGAAGUAAUUGCUGCUCACCAGGCCAAACGUAUAUAUCGAGUUUUUACGCCUUGGACAAAAGGAAGUUACACAGUCUUGGAUAUUUUCUGUGGUACUGGAUCAAAUGCUAUACAAUUCGCGUUACGUGGAUUUCGAGUGAUUGCGAUUGAAUCCGAUCCAAUUCGUAUUUCAAUGGCUGCAAAUAAUGCGGAAAUUUAUGGCGUUCGCCAUCUUAUUGAGUUUGUUUGUGAAGAUUAUUUUACUUGGGCAUGGAAGCAGAUUCAGUCAAAUUUCGUUUCUCAAUCCGCUUUGACCAACAACGUUGGAUAUACUGCUGCUCUAAUGUCACCACCAUGGGGCGGACCUAGUUAUUUAGAACAUGAAAGUUUUAACUUAUCGAGUAUAAAAUUUCAAAAUUCCAACACAAAUUUAUGGUGUGCUUUGUAUUUAGCUCUGGUGCUGACCAAUGGGAAUGUAGCGUUGUUUUUGCCUCGUAAUACAAAUAUGGCAGAUUUUCUGGAAAUUUCAGCUAAAUGUAUUAGAGAAAUUAAAAUGGAUUCGUUAGACAUUGAAUUCGAAUUGAACUUGAUUAAUUUCAAAAGCAAAGCUUUGACCGUUUAUUUUGGUACCUUGGCAAAUGCUAACAGAAGGACAACAGAUACAAAAUCUGAUCAUUCAGACGAAUCAGAUUACCUUAGUUAAUGUGAUCUUGAUAAGACAUUUUUGUAAAUAAUCUUAAUUUAUAAGAUUCGGUUUUUUUAUAUGACUUUUGUAUCGGGACUUUCUUCCAAGAUAUAAAUAUGUGUGGUUGGUAGGAUCUUUGAAUGAAUAAAUUUUAAUUGUAUAUGGUUUGUUGAUUUAGCUAUUCAGUGUAUUGUAUUUUCUGUUGUAUUAUGAUAAGAUAAAAUAUAAAAUUAUUCAUUUUUUGCAUUGAGAAAUAUCUGGGUUUCUGUUAUCCCUUUAUCACCUCUUCUAUGCACGCGUUGGCUCUGUUUUAUCUGAGGUCUUACUGCUAAUACUUGAAAAUGGGAACCACUAUAAUUCCCAGAGCACAAAAUACUUGUGCAAUAAAGAUUUAUUGACUUUCCUAAAACAAGUCAUCCAAAUUCACAUUUUCGUUAAAUCAAAUACCCUCAUUUAUAUAUUUAUAUUGCACAUACUUGGUGAUUAGUUAAUAAACAUCAUAUGAAUGGAGAAAAUACACAGAGUUAUUGUAAAACACAAACUCAGUUCACCUAGAAUAAUGCGAAUAAUGUGAUUGUCACACUAGGUGAAAUUUCACUUUCCUAGUUUUAUCAGUGUGGCCAGGAAUGACAAUUUAUGGAAAGUGGUUGUUGAGUACAAGUUGGACACUUUCAAUUCAGUGACUCUGCUUGGUUAUGAUAGUUUCUACCAUUUAGGAAUAAUCCUUUAGCUGCAUUUAUUUAUUGCCAAGCAGUAACAGUGCUGCUCUCAUCGGAUACAGAAUGCUUCAUCCUCAGGUAUGUGGUGGAUAACCUAACUCGUACUGUCUAAUUGUGAAUGUGUGAUGCUUGUGCAGAGCUCAAUACUGAUUUUCACCCGUUAUCUCUAGGAAUAUUUACCAUCAGUGAUAGAUGCAGCGUAAGAUUUUCUGUUGCGUAAACUUGAGGUUCGUCUGUUUAGACAAAUAAUAUGAAACUAUGUUUCUGAUCACCAGUGUCUUCUGAAAAGUGCUCCUUUGUCAUAAGCUACACAAUUAACGGUGAAGUUAAGUGUAGAGAGACUGGGGAAAAACGAAGCUAGUCAGUGGUAUUGUGAAUAUUCUUCAAUAGAAAUAACAGGUAUUAGUCACCCAGCCGCGUGGCUAACUUACAGCAUGCAGUAUUAUCUGAAGUAGAAGUAAAUCAGAAAAAGAUAUCAACUCACAGAAACACUGACUUUCGUUGUGAGCUAUGUUCGUAUAUUAGCUGAAUUCUGUCAGGUUGCAUAACUUGGUGGCAACAGUCGUUAGACAAUGCUGCAUAGAGUAGAUAGACACUUUUAAAUGUUGAGAAUAUUUUUCCUUGUUUCUUUAGUCGUUUGCGGCGCUGUAUUUUCCAAAGAUGUUUACUGAUUCAUCCUGAGCUCCUGGAUACUCUAGAUGACAGUGGCAGAAACGUAUACCUUCUUUAUCUUCUGAAUAUCGUAGAUUCUGUUACUGAUCACAUAUAUCCUGUUGCCGACCACUGCCCUUUUCCUACUAUCUUUAUUUUUACUAUUGCCAAACAUGGAAAUAUUGCCUGUCUCGGUUUAUGGUUUUCUGUGCUCGCUAGACGAUUAAAAGUGUAAUAAUUCAUAAAUUAUCACAUUUGAUUUUACUUUGUAUAGCUCUCUGUUUCGCUAUACUAGGUUACAAAACAUCUUGAAUUUAGAUUUUCUUCAUGUUGAUCCUGAUGGUCGUGAAUAUUUUCGGUUACCAGUUGUUAGUGCUUUCCUGCAACAUUUUCCUGGAAGUUAGUCAUUUUGCUUAUCUUAUGAUUUGUCAAAGAUAUAAUAUCCGUUUUACAUCAUACAUGUUAGUUGGUUUUUAGUGGUUAUGUCUAUGAUAAAUUGUCUCUGCAAUAGCGAAACAACCAGGCCGGAAGUUUUUUCGGCAAAAUUUUUCAGUUUCAAAAGAUCAAGUGCGAAUUCGAAGCUUACACUUGUCCUGAUUGUAAGGAGUAAAGUAUGUAUGAAAUUGUUUCCUUUGCAGGUUGGUCGACGUCGG